Trichomonas vaginalis G3 is the source of this 1149-nucleotide messenger RNA. RefSeq names its product glycine-rich protein family. NCBI's taxonomy places the organism in Eukaryota, Parabasalia, Trichomonadida, Trichomonadidae. The record is from RefSeq and is a predicted model, not a curated record. The transcript has a single exon. The coding region runs from base 1 to 1149 and encodes 382 amino acids.
AUGAUCUCGGCAUCACUCGUUAACGAAUCCGUUGUUGGAGCCAAAUCAAAUGUUAAAUUCAACAAAACACAUUAUAUUUUUGACUAUCCAUGCGAUUCAAAUUCAGAAUGCACAGAUUACAAAUUAAUCCUCGAACCAGGCGCAUACAAGUUCGAACUAUAUGGUGCUUCAGGAGGCUCGAGAACUAAUGAAGUUUCAUCGUAUCGAUUUUCAGAUAAUAACUGUAUUGAAGACGAGAUUGUACAGAAGUAUCGCGGAAACACGAAAUGCAUAAGAACAGCAAGCGUUGGUGGUGCUGGUGGUUACAUUUCCCACACAAUUCAAUUAAUGAAUCAAACAGUCACUUUUUUGACACUUGGCGGCCGUGGAAUCUACGGACAUAAAAUUAUGGAAUACGGCACACCUAAUUGCUUUGUGAAACAAAACAUGGUGAGCGGAGGCUACGGUGGAGGUGGGAGCUCAUCGAAUUUUUGUGGUACCGAUGCUGAUUCAUCCGGUAUUCUCUGCGGAACUGGAUCUGGCGGUGGCCAAACUGCUGUCAAAUUUUUAAACAAUGACUAUUGGCAUCGCGUUCUUGUGAGUGGUGGAGGUGGAGGCUGUGAUAACGGUCAAGGUACCUAUGGAGAACUUGAUGAUGGUUCCGGAGGUGCUGGAAGAAACCUCACCGCUCAAAGUUGGUUUGCAAAUGGAGUUUUGAAAAAUGAAUAUUUUGCCGAUUCUGAAAAAGGUUUUAGUUUCGGUGUUGGUGAAGCUGCGAGAUAUGGUACUUCGUCUAAUGUUUUUGCUGUUCGAGAAGGCUUAAUGUUUGAUAAUGCUGGUGCUGGCGGCGGCUGGUUUGGCGGUUUUUCCGCUCAAUUAGGAAGCGCUGGUGCUGGCGUUGGAAGCUCAUGGGCCUUGUCAAAAGAUGCCAUAAUUCCCAAAGUGGCAUUAACAUCUACUGAUGAAUUAUAUAACAAUAAAAUCUCCAGAUACUAUGCAUUUAACCUUACCUCUGGAUAUUUGUUUGAAGAUGUUGUAAAUGUUGCCGGAAUUUGGAAUGGAAACGGCAGAGUAGUGAUCACCAUUAUUAAAUCAAAUUAUUCAAUAAGUUGUUUGUGCAAACUUGAAAUUCAAUCUCAUUUUCUUUUCUUAAUUUUUGCUGUAAGCUAA